AUGAGUAAAAACAAACCAGAUCCUAGUAAACCAAAUGGCGCAGUCUUGCUUGAAUGGAAAAACCUGACCGUCAGUGUGCGACCAUCAUCUGAUCGACAAGGGGCAUCCGCCAACCAAUGGUACGGUCGACCCGGACAUCAACAAAAACGAGAAAUCACUCUUCUUCGAAAUGCUAGCGGAGCAGCACGAUCCGACAACUUAGUGGCCAUCAUGGGCCCAAGUGGUGCUGGAAAAACAACGCUACUUGCCGCCAUUUCAAUGCGAAUUUCUGGCUCAACCAACGUUCAUGGAAAGGUGCUUAUCAACGGUCUGUACGUGACCAGGACGCAGAUGAAACAGUUGACUGGGUUCGUGCCGCAGUACGAAAUCGCCCUACAGACGCUGACCCUUGCCGAGCAUCUAAACUUUGUGGCUAGGCUUAAAAAUGUCACAUGUGCCACUGUGCUGCGCAUCGUCAACGAGCUUGGCCUACAUGGCUGCUGGGGGACGCGGAUUGCCCAGCUAUCAGGCGGGGAGCGAAAGAAGGUCAAUUUGGCAGGUGAGUUACUGACCGAGCCAGAGAUUCUCUUCUGCGACGAACCAACGACUGGCUUAGAUAGCUUCAAUGCUGCCUCGGUCAUGAAAACGCUCCAGGGUCUGUGUGCCAACGGUAGACGCGCGGUCAUAUGCACGAUACACGACCCCCCUUCGCAAGUGUUUCAGUGCUUUAGCGAUGUUAUCCUGAUGCAGGAUGGUGGAACCGUCUUCUAUCAGGGACCAACAGCAGAUCGGAUAGAUUUUUUCCAUUCCAUCGGCAAGCAACUUCCGGCAAGCGGAAAUCCUGCCGACUUUUACUUCAAGCUCGUAAGCCCCGAUGCAAGUACGUUCGCGGCCAGUGAAGCAGAAGAAGCCAUCCAUCGGUAUGAGAUUGUGCGUAAGGCCUGUCGAGAAAACAUCGCCCGAAAGUGUCUCAUGACCCGGUAUCAUCAGGCAAAGAUUAUCCAGAAAUUGGCCAAAGAUAAACAUCGCGUAUCCCGGGCAAAACAACUGAUGAUACUGAUGCAUCGGACAGCACUCGAUAGUUUUCGAAACGUACGCGAAUAUCUUACUGUGACGGCAAUAUUUCUGUUUACCAGCGUGGUGAUAGCGUCGUUGUACUACGAAGUACGUCCAACAUCUCAAACGUCAAUCCAGGACAUACGUGGAGCACUGUUUCUAAUGAUAAGCGAACUGGUCUACACGAUUAGCUACGGUGUGUUUUACACGUUUCCCUCCGAAAUGCCACUGAUUCGUCGGGAGGUUGGCGAAAAGACCUACAACCUUUCCGUGUACUACGUUCACAAAGUCUUGUACAGUGUCCCGAAAGCGUUUUUAGAAUCCUUCCUGUUUAUUGGUGUGGUGUAUGCAUUUGUUGGCUUCACCACGGAUGUACUAACGUACUGCUGCAUGUCACUAGUGGCUAGUGGUGCAAGUAUACUUGCAAUGGCUUACGGUUAUCUACUUUCCUGCACAGCUGGUACCAUGAACAUGGCCAUCGAAACUAGCAAUAUCGUAUUCCUAGCCUUUAUGCUACUUGGCGGUCUGUAUCUCAACCUACGAGCUUUCCCGCUGCUGAAGUAUCUUUCAUUUUUCUUCUUCGCCAGCGAGGGCGUUUCCGUGUACUAUUGGCUUCCGGUGGAAUCGAUCCCUUGCAACGAUUCCUUAGACGGGAACGUAACGAUCACCUGCCUGGCGAACGGGAAAGCUGUGUUAGAAGACGCAGGAUACGCUACGUCUUAUGACGAACUCCACCUGAACUUCCUUGUCCUGACGGUACAAAUUAUCCUGGUGCAUCUGGUGUCUUACGUGUUGCUGCGGAAAUUUGUUCGCAAGGCUGGAUUCUACUGA
This is a messenger RNA of Anopheles maculipalpis, 1866 nucleotides long. RefSeq names its product protein brown. Gene Ontology annotation, molecular function: ATP binding; ATP hydrolysis activity; ABC-type transporter activity. The transcript is spliced from 7 exons. NCBI's taxonomy places the organism in Eukaryota, Metazoa, Arthropoda, Insecta, Diptera, Culicidae. Bases 1 to 1866 code for a protein of 621 amino acids. Gene Ontology annotation, cellular component: plasma membrane. The record is from RefSeq and is a predicted model, not a curated record.